Onychomys torridus (southern grasshopper mouse) is the source of this 2153-nucleotide messenger RNA. It is a transcript of the gene Rgmb, whose product is annotated as repulsive guidance molecule BMP co-receptor b. Gene Ontology annotation, molecular function: coreceptor activity. NCBI's taxonomy places the organism in Eukaryota, Metazoa, Chordata, Mammalia, Rodentia, Cricetidae. The record is from RefSeq and is a predicted model, not a curated record. Gene Ontology annotation, biological process: BMP signaling pathway. The coding region runs from base 682 to 2115 and encodes 477 amino acids. The transcript has 5 exons. Gene Ontology annotation, cellular component: plasma membrane.
UCUGCUGCCCUCAAGGCGGCGCGAGUGCAAACACCGCACGCGUCUGCCGCUGCCCUAUCCCGGCGACAACUGGCGGAGCCCGCACCGGGACCGUGAUGCUGCGGGUGGGUAAAGGCAGCACUGCGGGCCCUGAGGGCGGCGCAGAGGGCGGCGCUGCAGGCGUGAAAGGCGCCUUUGUGCAAGCCCGGCUGUAGGACCCGGGGAGACGAGAGAGCCGACCGAAACCUGGAAUCGUGGGGCAGAGGCGUCCCACACUCCCAGCCGUCGGGUCUCCAGCAGGACAGCCCGGGAGCGCGGUGGAACGCGCACUGGCCCUGCAGAGGUUGUCUGAAAGCAGUUUCGAGGAAGUUGGGGAGAGGGACUUGUCUCCCCGCCCUCUCCCCCCCUAGGUGGCAGAGGCCCCGCUGGCUCCAGGGUGCCACCGCUGCCCCGGAGCUCGCUCCGGAACCGGCAUCUGGAGAGCCGCCCCCGGGUGGGGCCGCCCGCCUGCCGCCCACCUGGAGCAGAGUGGCGGGCGCGGCGAGGCCUCCCUCCUGCGCCCCGGCCGCGUGGCUUGCGGCUUAUUUUCCCAGCUGGCAAGCGUCGCGCUGCAGACAAGGGAAUGCCUGUGGUCCUGCGUGUUCCGGAGCUCGGGGGCAUCCUGAUCCCGCAGAGCCCCUUCCAGGUGCGGAAGGGUUAAGAAUGAUGAAGAAGAGGAGGAAGCGAGGCGCGCCCCCCGGCCCAUGCCGCAGCCAGAGGCCCGGCCCAGCCACUGCGCCCGCGCCGCCGCCCUCGCCGGAGCGCACGAGACCUGCAUGGACGGGCAUGGGCGUGAGAGCAGCACCUUCCUGCGCCGCCGCCCCCGCCGCCGCCGGGGCUGAGCAGAACCGCCGCCCCGGGCUCUGGCCGCCGUCUCCCCCGCCGCUGUUGUUGCUGCUGAUGCUCAGCCUUGGGCUGCUCCACGCAGGUGAUUGCCAACAGCCGGCUCAAUGUCGGAUCCAGAGAUGUACCACAGACUUCGUGUCCCUCACUUCACACCUGAACUCUGCCUCUGAUGGCUUUGACUCAGAGUUUUGCAAGGCACUCCGUGCCUAUGCCGGCUGCACCCAGCAAACUUCAAAAGCCUGCCGUGGCAACCUGGUGUACCAUUCUGCGGUGUUAGGUAUCAGUGACCUCAUGAGCCAAAGGAACUGUUCGAAGGAUGGACCCACAUCUUCUACCAACCCAGAAGUGGCCCAUGACCCUUGUAACUACCACAGCCACGGGGGAGUCAGAGAACACAGAGGAGGGGACCAGAGCCCUCCCAAUUACCUUUUCUGCGGCUUGUUUGGAGACCCUCACCUUAGAACUUUCAAGGAUCACUUCCAGACAUGCAAAGUGGAAGGGGCCUGGCCACUCAUAGACAAUAAUUACCUUUCGGUUCAAGUGACGAAUGUUCCUGUGGUCCUUGGAUCCAGUGCAACCGCUACUAACAAGGUCACCAUUAUCUUCAAAGCACACCAUGAGUGCACAGAUCAGAAAGUAUACCAAGCUGUGACAGAUGACCUACCAGCUGCCUUUGUGGAUGGCACCACCAGUGGGGGGGAUGGUGACAUUAAGAGCCUUCACAUCGUGGAGAGGGAGAGUGGCCGCUAUGUAGAGAUGCAUGCCCGCUACAUAGGCACCACAGUGUUUGUGCGACAGCUGGGUCGCUACCUGACCCUCGCCAUUCGAAUGCCUGAAGACUUGGCCAUGUCCUAUGAAGAGAGCCAGGACCUGCAGCUGUGUGUGAAUGGCUGCCCCUUGAGUGAAUGCAUUGAUGAUGGACAGGGCCAGAUGUCUGCCAUCCUGGGGCACAGCCUGCCACACACCACCUCAGUGCAGGCCUGGCCUGGCUACACACUGGAAGCUGCCAGCACCCAAUGCCAUGAGAAGAUGCCAGUGAAGGACAUCUAUUUCCAGUCUUGUGUCUUUGACCUGCUCACCACUGGUGAUGCCAACUUCACUGCUGCAGCCCACAGUGCCUUGGAGGAUGUGGAGGCACUGCACCCCAGGAAGGAACGCUGGCAUAUUUUCCCCAGCAACAGCAGUGGAGGCGGCAGUGACUUGGCUAUUGGUCUUGGACUCACAUGCUUGAUCCUUAUUGUGUUUUUGUAGGGGUUGUUUCUCUUUUGGUUUUUGUUUGUUUUCUUCCU